AUGGCACCAGGAGAUUCAAUCACUGGGGCGAGGCUUUUCAUGGCGCGCUGCAACCAAUGCCACACCAUCAGCGCAGGCGGGAUACACAAGGCCGGACCGAACCUGCACGGCGUCUUCGGUCGUCAAGCCGGCACGCAACCCUUUUAUUUCUACUCUCAGGCACACACAAAUAGGAAUGUGGUCUGGACGGAGGAGAACCUGAACAAGUAUCUCGAGAACCCCAAGGCAUUUGUACCGGGAACCAAGAAAUCGUUUCCGGGUCUCAAGAACCCCCAGGACCGGAAGGAUGUCAUUGCCUUCCUUAAGGAGGCUCGUUAG
Molecule: messenger RNA, 318 nt
Organism: Linnemannia hyalina
Lineage: Eukaryota; Fungi; Mortierellomycota; Mortierellomycetes; Mortierellales; Mortierellaceae
Source: the annotation of a GenBank genome assembly